AUGUACGGAUCUGGAACCCAAAAAUCAAACGGUCCUGAGGGGAAGAUCUUCCCUGCGACCACUUUUGGACCAGGACCCAAUGACAAGCGCUGUCCCAAUUGUGGCACGAAUCCGGAUAUUAAUAGAAAAGUUACGUACGGCGGCGACUGUGACAAGCGACCGAUGGAAAAGCCAACAAGUGAUCGCCAAAACCAAGCCAAAAUGGAGGCGCUGCCCACUAUGCCACUGAUGGCACCACAAUUUCGAACGUCAACGCUCUCCUACGAUAAUAUUCCGAGUUUUGACUUCAGAUUGAGAAUGAAAGAGUACAUUUUGCUCACUUUCAAUGCGGAUCCACACGACUACGAUAAGGCGUUCGACGAGUUGUCACAACUCAAAUUUGAAGCGAACAUUCCAGCGGCGACACCAGAACAAACACACAAAUUGAAGAAAUACUAUAAUCAAUUGUGUCUAAUGCAGAAAAGAUUCCCAAUGGGUUCGGGGGAACAGAUGGAAACUCCUUUUGCAUGGCACGACGGAUUGGUUGAUAUGAGGAGUGCGCAGAGUGAAGUGACGAUAUGUGACAUCGAAUUCGAAAAGGCGUCGGUUAUGUUCAAUAUUGGAACAUGUCAUGCACAAAUUGCAGCCGAACAGUUGAGAGAUACUCAGGAGAGCAUCAAAACGGCAUUUUCCCAUUUGCAAGCGGCGACACUCGCAUUCGAACAAUUGAAUACAUUCAGAAAUUCCGAUUUCUUCUAUCCGUCGGUCGAUUUGGAUGCGAAUGUCAUCGCGUUCUACUAUAAAGUUCUGCUGGCGCAAGCUCAAGAAUGUCUCGUCCAGAAGUCUCUUCUCGAGAAUCGAAGUCCAAUUCUCAUUGCGAAAUUGUGUUUGUGGAUACAAGAAGCUUACGAUUCGGCGACGAAAAUUGUUGACGAUUGGAGUGUUAACAUACCGGAAAGUGUGCAGAGAUACUACGCAAAACUGUGUCGUGUGAAAAGUGAUAUCUACGCAGUGAUUGGAUACAUGUCGAUGGGCGAUCAUUCGGAGAAAGAAGAGAAGAAAAUGGGAUGGCGCCUACAGUACUACAAUAUUGCAAUGAAAUAUCAAGAUCAUUUGACGACGAAUCAGGCGAAAAUGAGAGAUCGAUAUCCAGAGUUAUAUGUCACUUCACUCUUCUUGUUCGAUGUCAUUACGGCGAAACAAAAGAACGCAGAAAAAGAGAACGAUUUCAUCUACCAUGAUCGUGUUCCAAAACAAGAAGACGCCGUGGACGCGGCGCUGAAAGACGGCGUCCGAUGCAUAGUCGAUCUGAAAAAAGUGCAAUUAAUGGAUCCAUCUGGGGCGUACGGUGCCGAUUUAUUCGCGAAACUUCUGCCGUCAUUCGUUCAAGAGGCCACAGCGAAAUAUUCAGAGAAAAAGGACGAAAUUCUACGAGAAAUGAAAGAAAUCAUUAAAUCCUAUGAUGAUCACCUCAAUUAUCAACUGCAAUUAGCGGAAUUCGAUAAAUUACGAUUCAUGUUGGAUUCGGGGAGGAAUCGAGAGGCGUGGUUUGAAAUUUCGGAGGAUUUAAUGAGAAGGAACGCGGAUAUGACGAGUUAUCCUGAUUGUGUACCCAAUUUAAUUGAGAAAAUGAGAGAAUCGAGUGAUACUGCAAGAGUUGCCGAAGCGAAACUCAAUACUUUACUCUCAAAACUCAGAGCUAUCGAUCUUCCGAGACUUAAAGCCGAUGAGGGAUUCAAUUUGAUUCAGAAAGAGUUGGAACGACUCGGUGGACAUUUGGAACAAGCCAAAGCCAAUAAUGUGUCACUCAACAAAGCCAUUGCUCAACACUCGGCGAAUUUACAGUUGUUGACACUGCCGUGUGCGGAAAUGUGGCAGAAAAUUGUGCCGCAGGAAGCGGAGGGGGUGAAAAAAAGCUCAUCGGAGGUGCCAAGUGAACAAGAGAGACGAAUGCGUGAAAUGGUGAAUAAAGUGUUGGAAAUGAUUGAGCAGAGAAAACAAUUCAUUGCUCAACUGGAAGCGACGCUCAAAGCAGACGAUAUAUCGAGCAAAUUGAUUGGAACCAAUGAGAGAGGAGCCGAAGAAAUAAUGCACAAAGAGCUGGAAAAGCACUCGGACGCUCAAAAACUGAUUCGUCUCAACGCGACGGCUCAAGACGCGAUUCUCCGCGCGUUCACCGAUGCGAACGCCGAUUUUUUCGAAGAGCGAUCGGAAUUAUCGACGAAAAAAGAGGAAUACGAACGACGGGUCGUCGAAUUGUGUGCAUCGUAUGAAGUAUUUCAAGAUGUACAGAGAAAAUGUGAAGAAGGUGAACAAUUCUAUCGACAACUCAUGGCGAGAUGUGAUCAGUUCGCGAUUCCAGUACACGCCAUGGAGGAGCAGUAUCGCGAAGAGCUCGAAAAAAAGGAACGCGCUCAGAAGGAAGCCGAGCACCACAUGAAUCAAUUGCGAAUGUCUCGAGAGGCUCAAAGUGCUCUUAUGGAUUUCGGUGGAGGAGGCGGAGCCUCGAGACCACCUCCAGGGGGCGGAGCCUAUCCACCACCUCCAAGGGGCGGAGCUUCAGGUCCCCGUCUCGGCGAUUUUCUGGAUAGUUAUCGAGCCAGAAAAGCCGGGAAUCAGAUGCCGCCUUCAGAAUCCCAAGAAGUGGGCGGAGCCUAUUCACAGGCUCCGCCUCCAGGACCGCCCUCCCCGACGCCGAGCAGCAUUUGCGAUUUCCCUGUGAGCUCACGGAGCCAACGAUUCGCAAGCCACGCCCCUUUCCAAGCUCCGCCUCCUGGAAGCCCCGCCUACCAGCAACCGUAUCCAGGGCCGCCUCCAAGUUCUUAUAGUGUGCCGAGAGUUGUGCCAGAAGUGGGCGGAGCCUAUGGACAACAAGCUCCGCCCACUCCUAGAGCUCCAGGAGGACCAGGAGGCUAUCAAGCGCCGCCCAAUUCUCAGCAAGCCCCGCCUCCUCCAGGAUACCAAUACCAAGCUCCGCCCACUUCUUAUCAGGCUCCGCCCACUGGAUAUUCGCCAUCACCGGUUCCGAGUCAAGGAUCCUAUCAGGCUCCGCCCACUCAGCACCAAGCUCCGCCCACUGGGUAUGCUCCAUCACCGGUUCCAAUUCAAGGAUCUUAUCAGGCUCCGCCCACUUCUCAACAAGCCCCGCCUCCAGGACACCAAUACCAAGCUCCGCCCACUUAUCAGGCUCCGCCCCCAGCGUCCUAUGCUCCGUCACCGGCUCCAAGUCAUGCUGGAAGUCAAGGAUCUUAUCAAGCUCCGCCCACUCAGGGAUAUCAAUAUCAGGCUCCGCUUCCUGCACUCCAACAAGCUCCGCCCCCUCCUCGUCCACCAGUCUACGGAGGCCCCGCCCAUCAAUAUCAGGCUCCGCCUCCUUCUGGGGCUCCAGGAGGCUAUCAAGCUCCGCCCACUUCGUCAGUGUCACCGAAUCAUCCAGGAUUCCAUUCUUAUCAGGCUCCGCCCACGCAGCAAGCUCCGCCCCCAACUCAACAAUACCAAGCUCCGCCCACUUCUCAACAAGCCCCGCCCCCUCCGCCACAGUACCCAUCAUACCAAUCGAUACCGCCACCGGCUCAACCGACGUACCAACAUCCGCCACUCGGAGCUCCGAUCUCGGCUCCGCCCCCUUCUGCUCAACAUCAACAUGUGGUGGCUCCGCCCACUUCUGUGGCUCCGGGAGCUCCGGCUGCUGCUCCAAAUCGAUUUACGCCGAUUCCGGGAGCUCCGUCACCGUGGCACGCGACGCCCGCUGAGUUGAAGACACCCUGGGCCACUCAACCUCAAUAUCAUGCUCCACAACAGACUCCUGGAGCUCAAGGAGCCGCCCCACAAGCUCCGCCCUCUUCUAAGCAGAGCAAUGUCGAUUUACUCAGUGAUUUACUCGGAGAUUUCAAUAUGGCACCGCCAAUUCAGCCAAUGGUUCAGAAUAAUCAAUAUCAACAACAAGCUCCGCCCCCUCAUCAAGCUCCGCCCACUCAACAAGCUCCGCCCCUCCAACAACAAAAUCCAUCGGAUUUUCGCUUGGCGACGAAUCCACCGGAACCGCCGUCCGUCGCUUCUAGAAUCAAACCGGCGGCCGCCGUUCAACCGAUGCCUCAACAACAGCAACAAUCGACUGGAAUUGUGGAAUUGAGACAAUUGGCUCAACAACAUGUGGAUAAUGUACAGGAGACACCGAUACUGAUGAAAGGGUCCCCAAGCGUGACGGAACUCUCGGACCCGUCGAAAUUCCAAUUAGGAGAGGGAAAUGUGCAGAAAUUGGAGAAACGAAUGCUUCAUCAAAGUUUUCGAACCAAUGGUCCACCACCACCACUCAACCAAUCGGAUCCAUUGAAUCAAAUUGAUGCAUUCAGUUUCGCGUCUUUCGGAUCCUCUUCGAAUACUAAUUCAACUCGUCGAUAA
This is a messenger RNA of Caenorhabditis remanei, 4380 nucleotides long. RefSeq lists its product as uncharacterized. Gene Ontology annotation, biological process: endocytic recycling; protein transport to vacuole involved in ubiquitin-dependent protein catabolic process via the multivesicular body sorting pathway; early endosome to late endosome transport. NCBI's taxonomy places the organism in Eukaryota, Metazoa, Nematoda, Chromadorea, Rhabditida, Rhabditidae. Gene Ontology annotation, cellular component: endosome. Bases 1 to 4380 code for a protein of 1459 amino acids. The record is from RefSeq and is a predicted model, not a curated record. Gene Ontology annotation, molecular function: protein binding. The transcript has 17 exons.